Rhineura floridana is the source of this 5612-nucleotide messenger RNA. It is a transcript of the gene PCSK2, whose product is annotated as proprotein convertase subtilisin/kexin type 2. NCBI's taxonomy places the organism in Eukaryota, Metazoa, Chordata, Lepidosauria, Squamata, Rhineuridae. Gene Ontology annotation, cellular component: Golgi membrane; trans-Golgi network. Gene Ontology annotation, biological process: protein processing. The coding region runs from base 219 to 2141 and encodes 640 amino acids. The record is from RefSeq and is a predicted model, not a curated record. The transcript is spliced from 12 exons. Gene Ontology annotation, molecular function: serine-type endopeptidase activity.
ACUCACAACCGAAUAAUUUCACGAGCUGCCAGCCCAUCGGAUUUCCCUCUUCUCAAGGCAGAUAGAUGCUAAGCCAGAGCACCGGUUGAUCUGCUGCCUUCAGCUUGCCCUCUGAUCACCCCCUACCAAAUCGAUAUUAUUAAUGCUAUUCUUUUGCUUAUCUUUAUUUCAGUUAUCAUAUCCAGCCACCCCCCUUGCACUCCCUGUCCGAAAGAACCAUGAAGGCAGACGCUGUUCCACACUGGAAGACAGCUGGCCUCUUUUUAAUGGGGCUUCUUCGUUUUGCCUUUGCUUCCGAAGGACCCAUCUACACGAAUCAUUUUUUGGUUGAGUUUCACAAAGGGGGAGAAGCAGAACCCAAGCAAUUUGCUGCAGAAUAUGGCUUUAAUGGGGUCAGGAAGCUCCCCUUUGUAGAGAACGGAUACCACUUUUUUCACAAUGGGUUGGCCAAGGGUCGGAGGCGACGCAGCCUUCAGCACCAGCUUCGCUUAGAAAAAGAUCCCAGGGUGAAGAAGGCUGUGCAGCAAGAAGGCUUUGGGAGGAGGAAAAGAGGAUACAGAGAUAUCAAUGAAAUAGACAUCAACAUGAACGAUCCUUUAUUUGCAAAACAGUGGUACUUGAUCAACACUGGGCAAGCAGAUGGGACUCCUGGACUUGAUCUGAAUGUGGCUGAAGCUUGGGAGCUGGGUUACACAGGGAAAGGUGUAACUAUAGGAAUUAUGGAUGAUGGCAUUGAUUACCUUCAUCCAGACCUGGCCUCGAACUAUAAUGCUCAAGCCAGCUAUGAUUUCAGCAGUAAUGACCCCUAUCCCUACCCUCGCUAUACAGAUGACUGGUUUAACAGUCAUGGAACUCGAUGUGCUGGGGAAGUAUCUGCUGCAGCGAACAACAAUAUCUGUGGAGUUGGAGUGGCAUAUAAUUCAAAGGUGGCAGGCAUCCGAAUGCUGGAUCAACCAUUUAUGACAGACAUUAUAGAAGCUUCUUCUAUCAGCCACAUGCCUCAAGUAAUAGAUAUCUACAGUGCCAGCUGGGGCCCCACCGAUAAUGGUAAGACUGUGGAUGGACCAAGAGAGCUCACCUUACAAGCCAUGGCAGAUGGUGUGAAUAAGGGCCGGGGUGGCAAGGGAAGCAUCUAUGUGUGGGCCUCAGGUGAUGGGGGAAGUUACGAUGACUGUAACUGUGACGGCUAUGCAUCAAGCAUGUGGACUAUCUCCAUCAAUUCAGCUAUUAAUGAUGGCCGAACAGCUUUAUAUGAUGAAAGCUGCUCCUCAACCUUGGCCUCUACUUUUAGCAAUGGAAGGAAGAGAAAUCCUGAAGCUGGUGUGGCAACAACAGAUUUAUAUGGCAACUGCACGUUACGCCACUCUGGAACAUCUGCAGCUGCACCAGAGGCAGCGGGAGUGUUUGCACUCGCGCUGGAGGCAAACCUGGAUCUAACAUGGAGAGACAUGCAACAUUUAACAGUGCUCACCUCCAAAAGGAAUCAGCUUCAUGAUGAAGUUCACCAGUGGCGAAGAAAUGGUGUCGGCCUAGAAUUCAACCACUUGUUUGGCUAUGGUGUCCUUGAUGCUGGAGCAAUGGUUAAGAUGGCUAAAGACUGGAAGACUGUUCCAGAAAGGUUUCACUGUGUUGGUGGAUCAAUACAAGAGCCUCAGAAAAUACCUUCUAGUGGCAAGUUGGUUCUGACUCUUACAACUGAUGCUUGUGAGGGGAAGGAGAAUUUUGUCCGCUACCUUGAACAUGUGCAGGCAGUUAUAACAGUGAACUCGACCAGGAGAGGAGACUUAAAUAUCAACAUGACAUCACCGAUGGGGACGAAAUCCAUUUUGCUAAGUCGGCGUCCAAGAGAUGAUGAUUCCAAGGUGGGCUUUGACAAAUGGCCUUUCAUGACAACACAUUCUUGGGGAGAAGACCCCAGAGGUACUUGGGUUGUUGAAGUUGGGUUUGUCGGUCUCCUGCCUCAGAAGGGAGUUCUCAAGGAAUGGACAUUAAUGCUACAUGGGACUCAAAGUGCACCCUACAUAGACCAAAUAGUUAAAGAUUACCAGUCUAAAUUGGCCAUGUCCAAGAAGGAGGAAUUGGAAGAAGAAUUAGAUGAAGCUAUAGAGAGAAGUCUGAAGAGUAUAUUGAACAAGAACUAGCACUGCUUUGCAUGUCAGACACCCUCCUCACCCCCAUUUCCUUUCCUAAACAUUAGGCAUACUCCUGUUAUGCCUCUAGAUCAUUAUCCUAAAUUUCUGAUAUUUUCCCAGUUGUCUACAUUGUCUAAUUUAAUUACAGUGGAAACUUUUGAAUUCUGAGCCACAAAUAUAUUAUUAUUAUUAUUAUUACCUACCAACUACUGCGUAAGGGUGUGUGUAUGACUGUAACUAAACUUUGUUUGCGGGUAUUUUUUGGUGGACUUUUUUUUUAAAUGUCAUUUGAAAGGUAACCAACCAACUAUGUAGUGACCACAUUCCUCUUUCUGUUUUUGCAGAGAACAUAUAACACCAUUUUAUUUAUGCCUAUGAGCUGUUCAAACUGGCAAUGCCAACUUGCUGAAAUACUAUCAUAGCAGUUGCAAGUGUGGCAAAAAGAAAAUCAGAAGUCACACGGACAAACUAUGUGCUGCAUGCUUACAUUUACCACUUUUCUUCUGAAGAAAGAACAAGUAUGGGACUCUGAUCUGGAUAGAGGGCCCACAGCUAUUUUCUGCCUCCAAACCAUUUGCUUCCAAAGGUGCUGUUUGCCGUAAACAACACCUUUGGGGGCAAACAGCAGCUUGGGUGGGGAUGAUUUUCAGCGGAAAACAAGUGCAGCCCCCCUUUUCAGAUUGGGGCCCCAUGGCUGCUUUCCCCCCCCCAUAAAAUAGUGGGUAGUUUAAGCACACUUUUUAAAAAGUGUGAAUACCAUAACAUGUAGUUUGAGCCUGAUAUGUGUUCAAAAUACAGAUUUGUAAUUGAAGGAUGUUACAGAGCACUGGCACAAUCUUAUGCUUUUUCCACGAGCCUGGCCCCUGUAACCAGUUUCCUAAAAUUAAGCCCCAGUGGAUUCAAUGGGACUUAACUUUUGAGUAGACACAUAUAGGAUUGCACUAGGAAUAAAUGUAUGGAAACUGAGGAUAAGGCCAGACUUCUAGUAAGUUUCCUAACCCUAAUCCCUUCCCAGAUCCUUUCAUAUAUUUUAGCAACGUCAGCUGGAGAAAUUCAAUGAUCUUUAAUCAACCAGGGGUGGUGGUUGUAUUACCAUAAAACAUAAGUGCCUCCCCUUGCUUCAUCAUAGCUCUUUUUGAUAGAUCAGCUUGUGCAAAAGAUUGCCAAUCUAUGUAAUACAAAUCAAUGCCUUUAAGAAUAGCCUUUUGAGUCAUUUCCUAGAAAUGAGGGAAGCAUGUGCAAUAAGAGAGGCUGCAAUCCUUGAACAACUGUCUCAAGAACAACCAUGUUGGUUUAAGUGGGAGGGUGGAGAGAGAAGGCUCUGCAGCAAAUUGUUAUCAGAUUAAAACUUCUGUGUAACUAUUCUGAAGUUGAGGAACAGUGAUGGGCAAGGCUGUUUAGUUCUUCAUCUCUAGCAUUAUGGUAGAGUGGAAUGAAACCAUCCCACUCUGCAAAAACUCCAGGAUGGAGUGUGGAAGUCAGAAUGGCUUCUGCAAUUAGGUGUAAAUGUGCUCUGAUGCAGAGAAGGUUGUGUUGAGCUACUCCCUUCCUCCAUUUGUACUGGGCUAUGGCACUACCAGGGAGAGUCCCUGGACAUUGCUAGGGUUCUGUAGGGCAGUGCAGAUGCACCAAGGAAGCACAACCCCUCACUGUGACCUUGGAGACAGGAGGUGGAGGGUCUAACACAGCGAGAUAGUCUGUGCUGCACCCUUCCUCCCAUCCUCAUGGCUUUUGGGAUACCAAGAAGUGGUGUUUUAACUGCCACCUUGUUGCUUCUGUAUUGGGCUGUGGAUCCCUAGCAGCACCCAAUUCCUGGAGUUCUACAUUCUAGGAAUUAUCUUCAAAGAGGUCAAGGCUUUAUUUGAAAAGUUGACACUGAAAAAAUGUAUUGAAGUCAUCUGAUUCUAAAAGCACAAUGGGGCGCGGAGGUAAGAGGAAGUGUCAAAUAAUCUGUACCAUAUUUCAUAAAAAUCUGUGUGCUGGGAAUGACAGUCCAGCUAUCUCUGCCCUUUCCCAAGGUCUCAGAAUCUCCUUUACCGACAGCAGUAUUUGCAAAGAGGAAGAUAUGACUGUUAACAGUUCCAUUACGAGCCCAGAUUUUCUAAAGCUGCUGUUGAAAAUGUGCAAUGUGGAAAACACAGCCAAAGAAGUUGCAGUACAACAAAGCAAUUUAAAAUUCUAAUAUAUUCAUUCAUUCAUUCAGUACAUUUCUAUCCUGCCCUUCCUCCCUAAGGAGCAAUGCAAUAAAAGAGCAAAAUAAUAUAAAAUAUUUUAAACCAGUCAAAUAUCAUCACAGCUAAAAGGUUGCCAGGAACAGUAUAUUUCAGACAUCAAAUGCCUGAGUGGACAGGAAGGUUUUUAAAUUCUGCCUGAAUGUUAAUAAUGAAAGACACAAACAUACUUCACCGAUAAAGAGUUUGGCUGGUUCUCAUUACAUCAUGGUCAUGGUGAUGGUGUAUCUUUUAUGUUUUGAUUGGGAUAUAUGGGGAAACUUAUUAAUAUAAGAUAAUUGGGGUAUUGUCUAGCCAAAGUUGAGCUCUUUCAGAUCCUAUUAAUUAAAAUGGAAAAAGUUACACAUAUGCUUAAAUAUCUCCCAUUUAUACAAAGAGGACUUGAAAGUUCAAACUUUUGGCUGCAACAUGAGUUUGGAAUUAAAAUACCCCAUUAUGCAGUUGCUUACAUAUGUGUUUGUAGUUUAUAUGAUCAUGCCUUGAUGAGCUACAUUAAGGAAAUGACCUUAAUGUAGUGCUAAAAUCUCUGGCAAGUUAUGUAUUUUUUUUAUUUAAAUGAUUUGACUUGCUCAAACUAAUAAUUUCAGAGAUGCCAGAGACAGGACUUUCAGCCAUCAUAUGCCCAGGUAAACAGGAAUGUUUUAAAAUUCUCCUACAAUUGGUAGUAAGUUAAAUACAUAUGUAGCCACACUAAUUGGUAUGCAAACAGCCAAAAGUUUGAAUAUGUAACUUACCAGGUGGCAAAUUUCUAUCUCAUCCAUCCCUCGACUCAGCUGUCCCAGGCACUACGAUCAGCAGGGGAGGCCCUUUUGGUAAUGAUGCCACUGGAGGCUACCCGGUUGGCAUUACCCAUAACAGGGCCUUCACGGUGGUGGAUACCUAUUUGUGGGAUGCAUUCCCUAAUGGAGUGUGUCAGUCUCCCUUAUUAUUAACUUUUAGGAGAAAUUUAAAAACUUUUCUGUUUAUCUAGGCAUUUGAUGUCUGAAAGAUCUGUCGCUGGACAACUGGAAAUUAUUUGUUUUGAGUGGUUGCUUUUAGGAGACUGUUUUUAACUGUUUCUAGAAGUUUUAAUUGCAUUGUUUUAGAAUUUGCAUGUUUGCUGCCCUGGCCUUCUGUGGAAGAAAAGCAGCAUAUACAAUUAAUUAAUUAAUUGGGUUGUUUUCAGUGGAAUCAUCCCAUUCAUGCAAGGACUUCCAUUUGUGCAAUGGAACUUCCCCCCUCUCUACUCUCCCUGCACCCCAUCUGCUCG